AUGGAUAGGCUUUGGAUACCGUCAGGCACGCGAGUGGACGCGGUGGAUGGGGUGGAUGGGCAUUCCGACGCGAUCCACCGGUCCCACGGUCCACGCGCGGUGGAUCCGACGGUGGAUGGAGGUCGUGAGAAGAUAGGCGCGGUGGAUGGAGGUGGAUCCGGUCGCUCUCAGCCAAUCCGAAGGCCGGAUUCGCGAUUUAGGCGGAUCCACCGAGCCUAA
Molecule: messenger RNA, 219 nt
Organism: Punctularia strigosozonata HHB-11173 SS5
Lineage: Eukaryota; Fungi; Basidiomycota; Agaricomycetes; Corticiales; Punctulariaceae
Exons: 2
Coding region: 1-219 (72 amino acids)
Source: RefSeq, a predicted model, not a curated record